GUUAUCAACUGAAGGCGCACUAAAUUCAACACUUGUUUUAAUGAAGCUUUUAUACUUAUUACCAUUUUUAUUACUGUCGGCAGUCGCUGCCGACCUCCAGAUUGAAACCGUUCACGCUGUGCAAUGUGAUACUACUGCUCAGGCUGGCGAUUUGGUGUCGGUUCAUUACUCUGGUUUCUUGGAGGAUGGAACCAAGUUCGACUCUUCAUAUGACAGGAACUCACCCUUGUCAUUCAAGUUGGGCUCUGGUCAGGUGAUCAAGGGCUGGGAUCAAGGAAUUGUGGGUAUGUGUCCUGGAGAGAAGAGAAAGUUGACGAUUCCACCAGAGUUGGGCUACGGCUCCAGAGGAAUUGGUCCUAUUCCCGCCAAUGCAGUGUUGAUAUUCGAUACCGAGUUGGUCGAUAUUGCUGGUUUGCCAAAGGACGAGUUGUAGUUUUUAUUAGUGAUUAUAUAGAUAAUCAACAUCUUACACUUCAUAUGAAGACCCAAACAGGCUCAGCUAGUGGUUCAAACAUGAAAAUAGCUCUUGCUAUCCCCAACUGUAAAGCUAUUCUUCUGAUGUCCUUGAAACCUAUGGUUAGGGCGAUAUCUGUGGUAGCGAUAGAGGGGUUGCUAUAGGUUCUGAAUGGAGGACAUUCUCCUAUGGUGAUGCUUCCAGUCGUGUAGGUGGAGCUGGAAACCAGUCUUUUAUGAUAUCUCUUCCUUCUGACAUCUUCGCUUCUCACUUCACCACAACAAUUCACCUGUCCAGCGCUGGGUGCAAAAUCGCAUUUUUGGACUAUAUCCACAAACAGCUCCCAUGUUAUUAAUCAAUAUAUUUUUCUUGGGGUUGGCUAUUGCUGUCAAUGCUACACAGUACUUUGAGUGUCAAAUUGAAGACCCCAUCCAGUCCAUCGAGCUGUUUUAUGCCAUCUCCCACUGUGAGCUGAUCAAAGGAAACCUUGUAAUCGAGGAUUUAGAUGUCCCCAUUAUUGAAUUUAAACGGUUGCGGGAAAUCAACGGCGACUUGAUUAUCAGAAACUCUCCUGAGUUGGUUAGAGUCGAGUCCCCUAUCUUGGGAAAGAUAUCUGGCAGCCUCAAAAUGAACGAGUUGACAUCUUUGUCAUUAAUCUCAUUCCCCAGUUUAAAGUCCGUGACAGGACUUGACUGGAGAGUAAUUCCACUUUUGUCAAAUGUCAGGUUCAGCAGCGAAAUCUCUGAUGUUCAAGACAUCAUCAUCAGUGACACCUCGUUGACUGGCUUCUCGGGGUUUAGGGCCGAACAGUUGCAAACCUUGGAUAUCAACAAUAACCGGUUUUUGGAGGUCUUGAACUCAAACGUUGAAAACAUCAAUGGUAUGUUGCACAUUGCUUCCAACGCAAAAUCCUUGAAGUUGAACAUCCCCAAACUCCGCUCCGUCAAUAACGUCAGCAUCAACGACGUCGAAGAGCUCGACUUGUCCGCUUUGACUGAAGUCAAGGAGUCUAUGAGCAUAUAUAACAACAACUUCGAGGAGUUAAAGCUUCCAAACUUGGAAAGAGUUGGUGGUACUUUGUCAAUUACCAAAAACAGCCAACUAUCCACCAUAGAGUUAGAUAACCUUGAAGAAAUCAAUGGCGGGUUGAUGAUUAUCAACAACACCCAGAUCCAAAAGAUCGAGUUUUUGGCCAAUUUGACCAAAAUUGAU
Messenger RNA from Yamadazyma tenuis ATCC 10573, 1666 nucleotides. NCBI's taxonomy places the organism in Eukaryota, Fungi, Ascomycota, Pichiomycetes, Serinales, Debaryomycetaceae. The record is from RefSeq and is a predicted model, not a curated record.